This is a messenger RNA of Hypomesus transpacificus, 1499 nucleotides long. It is a transcript of the gene prelid1a, whose product is annotated as PRELI domain containing 1a. The transcript has 6 exons. The record is from RefSeq and is a predicted model, not a curated record. The coding region runs from base 159 to 791 and encodes 210 amino acids. Gene Ontology annotation, molecular function: phosphatidic acid transfer activity. Gene Ontology annotation, cellular component: mitochondrial intermembrane space. Gene Ontology annotation, biological process: phospholipid transport. Lineage: Eukaryota; Metazoa; Chordata; Actinopteri; Osmeriformes; Osmeridae.
CUGACCUUCCCUUUUGGUGUGCAUCUCGUUUGACAUGUAGCAGCUCGGCUAAAAUUAUAUUGGAAGUAGUGGUAGAAAUGCAACCAACUUUAUAAGAAAGCCGUUUGCCAACCUGGAAACAGGUUAUUUCCCGAGGAAGCCCACCUUAUAACGGAAAAAUGGUGAAGUAUUUCGUCUGUGUGGGUCUUUUGAAAAGUACCUGGGACCAAGUAUGCAUUGCGUUCUGGCAGCGAUAUCCCAACCCUUACAGUAAUCAUGUUCUUACUGAGGACAUAAUUUUCCGGGAGGUGACCCCAGGCAACUGCCUUAUUUCCAGACGACUGUUGACCAAAACCAGCCGGGCACCAAGAUGGGCAGAGAAAUACCUGCCUGUGCACAUGGCCAGGUCAGCGUACAUCAUAGAGGAUUCCAUAGUGGACCCUAUAACCAGGACCAUGACUACAGUCUCAUGGAACAUCAGCCAUGCACGCCUCAUGUCUGUGGAGGAGCGCUGUGAGUAUAGAAUUAACCCUGAAGACACCAGCUGGACGGAGAUAAAGCGAGAGGCCUGGAUCUCCUCUAAAAUAUAUGGCCUGUCUAGGGCCAUUCAGGAAUUUGGUCUUGCAAGGUUCAAGACAAGUGCCACUAAGACCAUGAAGGGGUUUGAAUAUGUCCUGGGGAAAAUGCAAGGCGAGACACCAUCCAAGACUUUGGCAGAGACGGCUACAGAGAGGGCGAGGGAGACGGCUCUGGCUGCCAAAGAGAAAGCCAAAGACUUGGCCUCCCAGGCCCAGAAGAAACAAUAUGUUUGAGGGAGGGGUGGGGUGUAGAGUGUAGAUAUCCAAGGACCUUGAUCACAGGUGCUGGGGCCACCAUUCUUCUGUCACUGUUCAUAUUUUCAGUGGCUUUACCAGUUUACGGUAAAGUGGUAUUACUUGGUAAAUGCAUACUGACACAACAUUUUAGUUUGAAUUCAUUGAUGAAAUACCACUGGAGUAGUCAAUGUAUUUGUAUGUUUUUUCCGUUGUUGCCAUGUAGUAUCUUGUUAUACCUGUUAAGUUUCAUGUUUGAAAAAAGUGUUAUCAUUUAUGUUCAUCCAGCCUAUAGGUAAGAUGAUGUCACUUUCUCAGUGACCUUUUACAUUCUUGAUUACUACAGACUGUACUCACAUCUGAUCUGGGUUCAGGUAGUCUGGAUUUCUUGCCAUCUUGUUUUCUCUCUUUAGAACACCUUGACAAGUGGGUGACUCAUGGAGAUGGAGCACUGUGCUACUGGACAGGUUUAAACCUCAUCUCCAUCUCUCAGAUGGUAUUGUUGUAUGGAUGAGUGGCUUGGAGACCUGGGGUGUUUCAGUACUUGUAAUGGCCCUUCCCCAAGCAUCAAACUUACAUGUUCAACCUCUGGUCCCAUCUGCCUCUCCAGCUAUGUGCUUUUUCUAGUCUUUCUUAUUACAAGAGUCAAUGCAGAUUUGUCACGCUUUAUACCUCCUUACUUGAUCUGUCUAAUGGUGUAAGAUGACU